Molecule: messenger RNA, 1442 nt
Organism: Rhinopithecus roxellana (golden snub-nosed monkey)
Lineage: Eukaryota; Metazoa; Chordata; Mammalia; Primates; Cercopithecidae
Gene: H1-4
Product: H1.4 linker histone, cluster member
Biological process (GO): nucleosome assembly
Cellular component (GO): nucleosome
Molecular function (GO): structural constituent of chromatin; DNA binding
Source: RefSeq, a predicted model, not a curated record
CCGGCCAGUGCCUCUGCUUCCGGCUCGAAUUGCUCUCUGUCUCUCACGCCUGCCUUCAACAUGUCCGAGACUGCGCCUGCCGCGCCCGCAGCUCCGGCCCCUGCCGAGAAAACACCCGUGAAGAAGAAGGCCCGCAAGUCCGCAGGUGCGGCUAAGCGCAAAGCGUCUGGGCCCCCAGUGUCCGAGCUCAUUACUAAGGCUGUUGCCGCCUCCAAGGAGCGCAGCGGUGUAUCUUUGGCCGCUCUCAAGAAAGCGCUGGCAGCCGCUGGCUAUGACGUGGAGAAGAACAACAGCCGCAUCAAGUUGGGUCUCAAGAGCCUGGUGAGCAAGGGCACUCUGGUGCAGACCAAGGGCACCGGCGCAUCGGGUUCUUUCAAACUCAAUAAAAAGGCGGCCUCUGGGGAAGCCAAGCCUAAAGCUAAAAAGGGAGGCGCGGCCAAAGCCAAGAAGCCCACAGGAGCGGCGAAGAAGCCCAAGAAGGCGACGGGGGCAGCCACCCCUAAGAAGAGCGCCAAGAAGACCCCAAAGAAGGCGAAGAAGCCGGCUGCGGCUGCUGGAGCCAAAAAAGCGAAAAGCCCGAAAAAGGCUAAAGCAGCCAAGCCAAAAAAGGCGCCCAAGAGCCCAGCGAAGGCCAAAGCAGUGAAACCCAAGGCGGCUAAACCAAAGACCGCCAAGCCCAAGGCAGCCAAGCCAAAGAAGGCGGCAGCCAAGAAAAAGUAGGAAGUUCCUUUGGCCAACUGCUUAGAAGCUCAACACAACCCAAAGGCUCUUUUCAGAGCCACCCACCGCUUUCAGUAAAAGAGCUGUUACACUAUCAGGGGGAGUGGCUGGGAAUAAGACGCCGCUAAGUAGGGGCGGGUCUCCCGGGAACAAAGUCGGGAGGGAGGAAGAGCUGUUUUUGACCAGGGGGUCGUUUCGCGUUCCGUUGGCCAAGCAGGAGUGCAGCCAUGUCAUUGAGCUUUUAUUGCGUUCUCGAAAGCUGGAGUUAAACCCACUUCGACCGCCCUAGUACUUAACACUUACUUAGCAGGACCUGCCUGCAAAUAUCAUGGGAAAAAAGUCGGGAUUUUCCCGGGCUUCUAGGCUGGGACGUACGAGUUCCGAAUAGAGAACUAUCAAUUUCCGUGCUGGUUCCCUACCGAGUAUGGCAGGCAAUGAAGGAGUGCAGAGGAGUAUGUCUCAAGACACAGGUAGCAUAGUGCACUAUUUCAACCACUGCCACAACUAAAAAUUAGAAAUUGACACUGCAGAAAAUACUUGGUCCUCAAAUGUAGCAUUUGCAUAGAUGAAGGACUUCCCAAACGCAAAACUGCCAGACUUCCAGGGAUAUCCCAAUUACCAUGGCUUAUGUAUGCAACGAGUCCUAUAAUUUGUUAGAGGAAGAAAACAGAGAAUGUGAGCUCUCCUAAUCUGAAGUAUCUUUCAGUGUAAGUUCUGACACC